AUAACUCGAUACUGAAAGGGAAUACAAGUGUUUGAUUGGCCAACUGCGAGGCCGAGCCCCGUAUAUAAUUCGAUCUUUACUUUAGUGCUUUAGUUUCCUUCUUACCUCUUGCCACGCGGCUGCCAAAAGGUCAUUAUGCCUUUUUUAAAGACCAUUUUGCUGUUGACUGUCGUUGGUUUGCUUAACUUAUCGACAGUCGCACCAGACAGCGCUGGAAUAGUGGAAAUGGUGAAUGGAUUGGCGUAUGGUGGCAUUCCCUACGGAAGUAUAACCGGGAUGGUAGCAAAGUAUCCAGGAUUCAUCAUGGGGCAACAAUUUAAUUCUCUUCAGGCGCGACAAUUAAAUGGAUUCAAAAAUGUACAACCAGUGGUCAUCACCCCAAAUUUUAGGGCGACGAGAUUAGCGGGAGUGCAUCCACGACCCGUGCAAAUUUACAACGUUCCAAGUGUUGUUGCACCUGGUGUUGUGGGCACGAUCAGCCACAUAGGAUAUUAAAGAUAAUUAGUUAUAAAAUAAGUUAGCGAUAAAAGAUAUAAAAAUUCCA
Molecule: messenger RNA, 544 nt
Organism: Apis mellifera (honey bee)
Lineage: Eukaryota; Metazoa; Arthropoda; Insecta; Hymenoptera; Apidae
Exons: 3
Coding region: 136-495 (119 amino acids)
Source: RefSeq, a predicted model, not a curated record